Onthophagus taurus is the source of this 1610-nucleotide messenger RNA. RefSeq lists its product as uncharacterized. Lineage: Eukaryota; Metazoa; Arthropoda; Insecta; Coleoptera; Scarabaeidae. The record is from RefSeq and is a predicted model, not a curated record.
AUUGUGACAAAUUAAACAUAACCUACAAAUUUAUUUCUUUCAAAAAUAAUCUUUUUGACGUAAAUCAAUCAAUGGUGGUAAACAGAAGUGAAAAUAUGACCACAACAACAAAUAUUUCAGACGAAAAAACGUUUUUUAUAUCAUUACCUCAACUUGAUGGAACUUCACAUAUUCUACCUGUGAGUUCACUUCAAUUAAAUAACUUAGGAUUAAGUGAAUUGAGCCAACAGGACACGCCUCAAGAUAAUCAACCUCAAGUUACACAAACAAAUCCUUUUAAUAUUGAUUUAGAAGAAAAUGGGAGUCUCAUUACAAAUAUAGUUUAUAAAGUUAUUAAGCCGGAGGAUUUAGAUUUAAAGCCUGCUAGUAUUAAAUAUUUGCCAAGGGGAAGACCAAGAAAAAAAGUUUGUUUGGAAAAAACGACAAUUAUUGAACCAGAAGUGAAAAAAGUGAUGAAACAAGCAAGAACUAGAUCGGGGAGAAUUACAAAACCCCCAAAGCAUAUUGAAGUUGAUUUCAAAAAGAUUGAUAUCACCGAUGAUUCAGAGUUAAAAACCGCGGAAUUUGAACCUUUAAAAACUAAUGAUAGUGAAGUGAAACAAGAACCUUUAUUGAUUUUAAAUCAACAUUGUAAAAAAAGAAAUAUACCACCAAGAUAUCGGUGUCCAACUUGUAAUAAGGCUUAUUUAGGUAAAGCAAAGAUAUUAAAUCAUUUUGAAAAACAUCCAGAUCACGGUUCGAUUUCUCCUAAUGUUACAUUUAAAAAUACAGCAACUUGGGAUUUUUUAAUAUCAACAGCACAAAAAUUUAAAGGAUCUAAAGUCACUAAAUUUUGUGAUGAAUUAACAACAUUAAUAGAAAAUGCUAAAAAAAUUGCAAAGUACUUAUUUAAACCUUUCAAAGAGGAUCAAGAAAGUUACAUUAUUAAGAAUGAAUUGGCAGCAAUUUUUGGUAUAAAAGAAGGAACUUAUGGUUUAGAUGAAAGUGAAUUAUUUAAAGAUAUAAGCCUUUAUGAGUAUUUAGAAAAUACACCAAAACGAGAUGAACAAAAAGAAGAAAAAACUAAUAACGAAAUUGAUCUUCUAAAUAAUCACUUGAACAAUCAAAAUUCUUUAGCUUUAGUAAAAUAUGAAAUGCCUAAGUUGUAUAAUUUUACAACUCCUGAGUUUUCUGAUGAUAAUCAUGAAUUUAACAGGCGAAAUGUUCAAUUAACUGUAGAUAAAGCUGAUGAAAAUAAAUGUUUGGAUACUAAAAAAGAAGUUUUUCAUCAAUUACAAAAAGAAAUCACUUUACACAAUGAGUUACAUGAUGUUGAUGAGUUAAUGUUGGAAAAUGUGGACACGGGUCAGGUGAAUAUUUUAGAAACAAGUAGUAAUUCGGAUGAUAUUAUGAACGUCGAUCAAUUUGUUAAUGAGAGAUUCAAGAAAUUAACUGAACCUGAUAUUGAUAUUCAUGGAAAUUCUUUAAAUUUGGAGUUGCCACCGUUGGAUAUAUUUCAAUUUCAUACGUCAUGAUGAAACAAUAAUUUAUUUUUGUUAACUAUGUUACUUAAUUAAACAUCAAUUAAUUUGAAUUAAACGUGUUGUGGUUAACACACAUAAACUUGAAAA